UAGUCUGCUGUUGACGAGAGUCUUGUUUUUUAAUAUUCGUAAUUAUUCAGUAUAUUUUAGCUCAACUAAGUAGAUCUGUUCUUUUUAUUUUUUUUAAACUUCUGUGAACUACGCGAAGUCAACAAGCGGGGCAAGCAGACGCGUUCUGGACGCGUUGUUACGCCGUUAUAACUACUCAUAUUAUAUUUGUAGUACGCGCGGGACGACACACAUGCCUGCUUUUUCACCGACGUCUGCACCGUCGUCGAGGUGAAAGCGCCAGAAGUAUAACUACAUGUUAUACAUACGAGAAUCAUAAGUGAUUAGGUGUACGAAAUAUAUAGACGCCCACCCAGCCCCACUAUUUCGCGCGGGCUGCUGAACUGUUAAGGUAUAGGAAACGUGUACACUGCCACCUCCACUGCUUCUGCUACUGCCGAGUUCUUCCACGUCAAUGAUCAACCUCGUCGCCGAGGAGAGCAGACGCUAACUUGUUGUUGAUGCUGUUGCAGCAUAAAUAUAUAUAUAUAUAUAUACGUACGCUCUCGUCCAUGCAAUACUAGUGUGUCUUGAGCCAGAAAAGGAAAGGCCCUUUGCUCGAAGUGACUGCAAGGAAAAGAGUCUCGUUGUAAGACUUGGCUUGGCACUGGCAAUACACACUUCAGCAUAGAGCAGGGCCAAGGCAUCGAGGGAAGCCUGUUGAAGAAGCGCAAGAAAGGAAAGAGAGGAGCCACAGAGAGAAAGCUCUGUUAUUAAUAUUGCGUUUGGCGAGUCCCUGAAAAAGUCGCCAAAAUUCCGGUCCCCACAAAAAAACCAGAAGGAUCCCCUCAAACCGGCGGGAGACAUCCACCGAAUUCUGGUGACGAGAGAUACUACGACAGCAAAAUGAACAGCAAGAAGAGGAACCGCCCAAACACCAACACUUCUAGAUCAUCCCCCCGGGGACGAGGUUCGACCUCCAUCGUGGCAGAUGGAGUGUACAAUAAUGGACACUUCAUGCAUGCAAUCACAAGUCAUGUAGGCAAUAUUGUACAGAUUCAAACAUUAAAUGGUUCAAUAUAUGAGGGUGUAUUUAGAACUUUCUCUAGUCAAUUUGAGUUGGUGUUGGAAAUGGCUCACCGUGCCUCAAACGAUGAUAAAAUAAACGCAAACGAAGUUGUAGAGAAAUUAAUUUUUAAGCCACAAGAUAUCGUAAUGGUGACAGCGAAAGAUGUCGACCUGGACUACGCAACCAGAGAUACAUUCCAGACAGACACAGCUAUUAGUAAGUUUAACGGUGUAGUUAAGGGAGAUAAAGAGCUCCAGCCUUGGGAAGAGUGUGGUACACCCAAUGGAGCUAACUUUCAGUUGGAUCGUACGGCGAAUGGCUGGGAUGCUGAUGAUAUGUUCCGCAAAAACGAAGAAACGUUUGGAGUCAUGACUACGUUUGAGCCUAAUUUGAGCCAGUACACGACAACGCUCCAGCGGAAGGACACAAAGGACUACAAGGAGCAAGAGAAAAAGGCUGCUGAGAUUGCUAACGAAAUAGAAUCUCAGCCAGAACACAGGGUUCGCGCAGAACUCGAAAAUGGUGACGAGGAAGAUAAAUUCUCAGCCGUCGUCCGUCCUCGGGAGGAUCCCAGGGACUCAAGCCACCGUUCAAAUAACAGUGAGAUAAACAACAGUGGCUUGAGCAACAGUGGUUCGUCAAUGGCUGACAAAUACGUGCCGCCACCGAAGAGAAGGCCUGGCGACACUCGUAAGCUGAUGCGUACGACGCCGCCGCCAGCUUCUCCCGGGCCAGCAACGGUACCCCCCACCUCAAAAUACAAUCAGGCCCCGCCUCCAGCCAAUGCGACCCCGGUCAAUGUUCCUCCCCAAAGCAACAUUCCAUCAUCAGCUAGCAGUAGUGGCAUGUCCUCGUCGUCUUCGUCCUCGUCGUCGCAUGCACCACCAAUUGUACCAACGCAACCGCACCAACCAGUGCCGCUCAACGUCGCGGGUAUACCCAGUGGAAUGCCCAGUGGAGUCGUCGUCACGUAUAAUACGCCGCCUCCACCCUUCCAGCCCGCUCCACAGGCCUCGCAGUCCUCACAGUCCAGCGUCCCCGGUAAGUUUAUGUCGCAAGCUCAAGGCCAGCCUAGCAUGCCGUUCACGAGUCAGCAGCAGCAGCCUCCACCUCCAAUGUCCAGCAAGAUGGGCUUGGAGAAACGCGAGCGGCCCGGAAGACAGCAGGUCUACCAGUCGGACAAGGCCCCGCCAGCGCCGUUCUCCGGGGCCCAUGUGGUCCCUGUGCACCCAUCGCCAGUCCCGUCACAACAGCCACCGCCGUCCUCCCUGCCCCCGCAACAACAAUCGUCGGCCCACGUGCCCGUGCUGCCAUCGUCUCAGCAGCCGGGCCACGGUCAAUCGUCCCAACUCACAGGCGCCCCGCUAACGCAGUCCAUCUCGGUCGACGGACCACCGGCCACGCCGAUCGUCUCGAAAGAUCUGCACAGGAAGGCACCCACGCCCAGGAGCAGGGAGGACCAGCACUCGGAGCUGCGCCAGUUCGCCACGGACUUCAAGCUGGCCGAGCCACAGCAGUCCGGACAGGAGUCUGGCCAACAGCAGCCACCGGCUUCUUUGCUCGGGAGAAAGCCACCACACCAGCAGCAGCAGGAACCGCAUCUUCAACCUGCAAACAUGUUACCAGUAAACAAUGCGUCAUUUCCAUGGGAGCCAAAACCUAAAAGAGUUCCUCAGCACGGACAACAGGCUCAGCAACCACCGCCCCAACAGCAACAACAACAACAACAGCAGCAGCAGCAACAACAACCGCCAGUCAAAGUUGACAUGGCUGGUCCAAACAAAUCUCCACCUGGGCCAAUGCCACCACAAACAGCAAGCCCACCCCAACAGCAAUCACCACCUCAGCAGGUGGUUCCACCUCAGCCUCCGCAGUCACAAACUCCAGCUUCUUCGCAGCAGACAUCGCCUCCGUCUCAGCCGCAAACUCCACAACCAACCCCUCCUAUUCAAUUGACGCAGUCUGAACCUACCGUUGAUAAACUAACCGCUUCCUUCAAGAAAUCCACACUUAAUCCCAAUGCCAAGGAAUUCAACCCUAAUGCAAAAGCUUUUACACCCCGAUCACCCAGUACACCAAAUCCCAGCAGGCCGCACACGCCUCAGACACCGCAGUACGCUACGCCCAUGCAGUCUGCUGUUGUUGUUCCAUUUUUAAUGCCUAACCACCAGCCAACAGCCUUCGCGCAAGCACCGAAUCAAGCCAUCCAAAGAGGUGGUUACCGAAAGGGUCAAUAUAUAGAAUAUCAUCAAUUUACAGUGCCUAUGAUGCACCAACGAGCACCCGACGUAUCCUCGCAAAUGCAAGUGGCCGCGGCAACGGGCCAGCCCCUGCUAGCCCCAGCCCCAAUGCACCCGGCGGCUGGACCCUUCCAAAUACCAUACUCGGGCCAACCGGCCUACGGCCAGAUGCUGCGCAUGGUGCCGGCCCCGGCACCGCCACCGCCGCCACACAUGACUGCCAACCCGUACCAGCAUCACCAUGAAACGCAAGCUGGACCACACACGCCGGGUGCCAUUCAGUACAUGAAUCCGCAUCCGCAUCAUCCACACGCCGUGCCUGGACAGCAACAGCCGAGCCAGGCGCCCUCGCCUGCCAACCCCAAUCCCUCGCACACGUCACAGUACCAACAGACUUCAAGUAAGACUUCAACUGUAGAGAUAGACAUGCACGCCCCAACCCUCGUAUCCCCAACCGCCACUCCAGAGCCAUGGACCGGCUGGGUAUCCCAUUAUGUGCCCGGUCAUUCCGCCGCAUAUACCAUUGCCCCCACAACAUAUGCAGUACAUCCAGCAACAGGCGCCUCCCCCGGGUGGGCCUUCUCAGCAAUCCACGAUCCCCGUGAUUCUGCCGCACAACCCGCAAUAGUUCCGCGCCCGUCACCCCGUCAGACAUCACCAACAGAAUCAACAGCAGCCGCCGCCGCCGCCGCAUUAUCAGCAAUGGAACAGCAAUCGCAGCCGAUUAGCUUAAAUGCGGGAUUCGACGUGGCGCAAACAAUGUUUGCUCCACAAGCAGCGGCAGCAUCAAGUAUCGGAGCAUGGUCUCCGAAGUCGUCACGAUUCAACGGUGGUGAGUCGGGCAUUAGGCGGAAUCACGUGCAGGGGUUUAGAAGAGAUAACAGACAUAAACACUACAACGACAAAAACAAUAAUAAAAGUUUAUACAAAGUGAAAAAACUUGAUAAUAACGCCAGCAGAAAAGUGCAAGAGAAAUGAAAAAUAAUCGCCCCCAAGUCCCAUAUUUCAUUAGGACAUGGCGGCAACGGUCUAGCAAAUUUUACUGAUCCACGCAUUUUUAUUUAUUUUUAUUUUUAUUUUUUUCUUCUUUUUGUUAGUCCUCCACAAUACUUACUUUUGUUAUUACUUUUUUUUUCUGUUUUGCAUGCGAUACGCCAGAACUUUCAUUCACUCGCAACAUAAUGCAUAUACAUAUCGAUUGUCGAUCUAAGAGCAUUUUGCGUCGUAAUAGAAUGUUUAAUUUUUUUUUUUUUUUUUUUCCAACAAUUUUAAAAAAUACAAACAAGAAAGAAAAGAAGUAACACCUUGUAUACAAGAGCUCAGUAAUUUUGAAAGUAACUUUUUUGCGAUGAAAAAACGUUGAAAUGUUACAAAAAUCGCUUGGCGCUCCGCAACUUUCGGAGAUGGUUGCAUCGAAAGGAGUUUAAAGCCGAAAACAGGCGUUACCGUUCUUUAUUUAUUUUUUUUUCUCUGGGAUUGAGUAACGAACUAUGAUUAUUCAUACAUGCUUAAAAUGUGCUGAAAGGUGAGAGUGAGUGGUGAAUGAUGAGAUAAACUUAUAGAGAGGGUUAAAUGAUAUGUAUACGUUGUGCGUGCAAAAAAAAAACCCUGAACUUAAACGCGGAAUGAUUAAAGUACCAAAGUCAGGUAUAAGCCAGUCGUUGGUAUUGUGAGAGGAGAAUAGGAAACGUGUGCUGAUGAAGUGACGUUUUCACUGUACAAUGCGACGUAAAAUAAAUAGGAGCACGGGGGGGGGGUGAUAAAGUUUUGAUCAUGGCGAUGUUCUAAAUGUCCUUUAGAAAAAAUUGAAUGAUCAAAAUUUUACGAGUACAAGACACGGUGCGGAGAGCUUUUUGUGCACACGGAAUGAAAAGGACAAUUUUUUAGCUGAAUGGAAUUAGAGAAAUUGUUUCACGUGUGAGAGACAUUGGGCAAAUUUAACUUGAAAGGGUGAUAGAGAGAGCCCUUUCUUUUAGAUUUGAGAACAAAAAAAAAGAGAUGAAGCGACAAGGAAGCAGAGUGGAAAAUGUUUGAAAGAAUUUACGAGCAUCCAAAUGAAAUGGUUGUCGAGAUGUUAUUUAUCUGAGAAUAAUAGGGUACGACCGGUGUUUCAGCCCUAUAUUUGUUGAUGAGUUUUGUUAUUAAGAAAGAAAAGGGAAAAAAAAAAGAAAAUUCGUAACCGAGAACUUCGAUGCCCGUAUUUUCUGUUCAAUCGCUAUAAUAUUCCCAAAAUAAGAUAUCGCUGUUUCGAGUUAUUAAGAGUGUUUGAUAACGUCGAGAGAUACAACGGAGGAGUAGAAAGCUUUAAAGCGCAGCUUGCGAGGAAACUGCAAAAACUAUAAGUUAUUCUUCGGAAGUUGUCUUCAUGCUUGAAAUAUGUGAUGCUUUUAUACAGCGCGCGGUAUGUGAAACGCGAUAUUGAGAAAAAAAAAAAAAAAAAAUCAAAGAAAGAAAGAAAAAAAAACUUAAUCUGAAAUUUUUCUAGAUCCAAGAGUUAGAACUUUGAAUUUUUAUAUAAUAAAUCUGAAAUCUGGUUCUUUGUUCGUAAAAUGCAAUACGUUAAAUCAAAACGAAACUACUUGUUCUUAUACCAAGCCAUACCUGUUAAACGCAAUGAAAAAGAAACAACAAACCGUAGCUUUUGCGAAAUUUUUACAGCUCCUUUUUAUUUCUCUUCUUUGUAAAAUGUGCGAAAUUUAGAUGCGAACCUAUUGUAGAGGAAUGAAACAAACAUCAAUGGUUUCACAAGUAUCUCCAAAACUUGCAAUCUGCAUAGUGCAAUCUAACAAUCAUGGCUGGUGUUCAUGAUAUCCGUUAAAUGAAUGAGAUGAAACUUUUAUGGCCUCAAGAACUCAACCGUGUACAUAAAAUAAUGAAGUAAAAGAAUAAAACAACAAACUGAAGCACAUUGAGUGGCAUUAUUCAACUUUUAUAUGGAGGAGAAAUAAAAAAAAAAAAAAAUCAAAUAAAUCCAUUGAAGACUAA
Molecule: messenger RNA, 6252 nt
Organism: Copidosoma floridanum
Lineage: Eukaryota; Metazoa; Arthropoda; Insecta; Hymenoptera; Encyrtidae
Biological process (GO): cytoplasmic stress granule assembly
Cellular component (GO): cytoplasmic stress granule
Molecular function (GO): mRNA binding
Source: RefSeq, a predicted model, not a curated record